Aspergillus pseudoviridinutans is the source of this 3318-nucleotide messenger RNA. RefSeq names its product tetratricopeptide repeat protein. Gene Ontology annotation, molecular function: protein binding. The record is from RefSeq and is a predicted model, not a curated record. Lineage: Eukaryota; Fungi; Ascomycota; Eurotiomycetes; Eurotiales; Aspergillaceae. The transcript has 11 exons. Bases 1 to 3318 code for a protein of 1105 amino acids.
AUGGCUAGAGAUGGCACCGCCAGCCGCAGUCCGCUGCAGGCAGAGGCGAAGCGGAACUUUGAGAACCAAAUCGUUCUAAGCCCUUCUUCACACAAUGCCUCUGCUGCACUUGCAGCGCGGACACGGGUUCUUCGAGCGUCGGACGUCUUACUGUCGUUGGCUGGCAAGACAGAGAAUGAAACCGUUGAAGAUUCUCCAGGCGUUGAAAGUUUUGCAGAAACUGUACGUCUGUUCCCGCCUCUUAGAAAUGACGAUGGGGCCCCCCAUGGUGUUGCGGACCCCAAAUGCCCGGAUUGCGAUGCUGUCUUCUCAUCACCAUGUGAAUUGAAACAACACUACUUGACGCGAUUCUGUCCUGGGGCAGCGGUGGCAGUCUAUUUGAUGACGCGAGAUCGUCUUAUCACCAAGGGCUACCGUAUGGAAAAGCGGUUUUUGCCGCUGAAUUCCCGUCCGCUCCGGUUUUUCUGCGAGCAUUGCGAGAAGCAAUUUACCAUGGGUGACAAGGAUGAAAUAGUCGAUCGACAACGUGACAUGCCGUCAUUCAUCUGUUGCAAAAACUGCGGGGAGGAGUGUAACAUCUCAUAUGAGCCUGUUCUGAAUGAUCCCAGAGACGACAUCAGUCUUCGAGAUAUUCAAAAGGACAGGGCGAAUGGAGCGCACAGCAGAAGCCCCAGUAUUGCGCAGAUGAGCUUUACCGGCUCUAAAUUCCAUAUUGCGACCAAUACCGCCGUGGAGCAAUCGUUUGCUCAGAGGGCCAGAAAGUUGCGGGAUUCCUGGUCGUUCAGAAAAAUCUCGCAAAGUGAUGAAGAUGAGCUCAUCGCGAUUAGUUUUGCUGGUCUAUAUGACCUGGAAAGAGUGCAUGCCCCCAGUGGUAUAUACCAACAGUUCGGAGGUACUGCCGAAUGGCAGCCGACGCAGUCAGACAGGGACUGUCUUUAUGAAACGCCGAAUGAUGUCCAUAUCAUUGGCUCAAAGACCUCGGGCAUGGCCCUUUGUGAAGAGGAAAGCGAUCACUACAGAAGCGAUUAUGUUGAUUCGCAGGGAAAUCUGGUUGAAGAUCAAACCCACGCGACACCAUCGUCAUCUCGAAGGCAAUCCUUUCUGCAAAGGAUAUUUGGUCGUACCAUUCCGAAAGGUCUGUCACGCGCAAAAUCUGCCUCUAAUCGAGGGAGAAAGUUGCUGAAGAGAGUCAAUACCGUGAGGCUCUCUUUCACGCAAAGGGGCUCCAAGAACGGAAGUGAUACAAGCUUAGAAACCGAAGGAAGCUCAAGUGCCAUGCGAACCACAGCCAAGAGCCAACGCAGAGCAGAUGGAAUUCGAGCAGCUGUUUCCGAAGCCGAGUAUAUGACUUUGUUGCGAAAUUGCCAGAACAUUUUCAUUCAUAUUCAACACCUCUCUGGAGGCGCAAUGGUUCAUGACGCCUCUGGACGUCAAAGACUGCUCCAAAUGGAUGAGGUAGCUCAGCUCUUUCUCCAGCUGAAGAAUGAGCUCUCCGCCUCGACAGUCUAUUCCAAAGCCCUGAUAACGCGUAUGCGGGCUGAUGCAGCCCUCAAGCAGGGCCAUUCGAAAGCAGCGGUUGUGGAGUUUCACGAUGCGCUGCGGACUCUGGACAGUGCGCCAGCAUUGGACACUGAGAGAUUGUCUCGCGCGUCCAUUUUACAUUCGAUGGGACAUGCAUACCGCAGUCUGGACCUGCCCGCAGAAUCGGAAGCCUGCUACUUGGAGGCACUGGGGCUCUACAAACGAUCCUUCGGCCGCGACCACCCGACGAACUUUGCAAUUCUGCACGAUCUAGGCGCGCUUUGCGAGAAGGACGGAUACGCCACCGAAGCAGCUGCACUAUAUGAGCGCUCGUUCGCAGGCAGGUUGAAGACCCUGGGACAGCACGCACCGGAAACAUUGAGUAGCAUGCAGGAUCUCGCUUCUCUCAAGGUCUCCUUGGGUGAUCUAGAAUCUGCACUGCUCUUAUUGGAGAGGGCGGUUCCUGCUCUCGACACGGUGUUUGGACUCCAGAACGAAACGACCCUGAACGCAAUGAACAAGUUAUCUCUUCUGUAUCAAAAGCUCGGCCUAGUCAAGGAGUCUCGUAUGAUAUGCAGCAAAACCAUCCCGCAUUGCAAGACGAUAUUCGGCGUAGCGAGUGCUAUCACGAGGGAUGCCGUUGUCCGGUACAUUCAAGGCUCUGACAAUUUUGACUUUCCCCCAGAAAUCAUGGACGUACUCGACCGAUACCGCAACUCUCGCGACCCCGAGGCCCUUCGGGUUAUCCAUCGAUUGGGUAGAUCGUACAUGGAUGCAGGACUGAACCGAGACGCUGCUGAUCUCUUCGAGACCUUGUUCGAGGACCUCCUGGUCGCAAGAGGACCAGAGGCUCCUGAAACGUUCGAUGCGCUCAGCGCGCUCUGCGUGUCACGCGAGCACCUCGACUCCGUGGAUAAAGCCAUCCUCGCCUAUCACCAGCUCGUUCAAAUGGCAAAGGCCACCCCUGACGACCACCACUCGCGGAAACGGAUCGGCUAUGCACAGAAGAGAAUCGUCGAGCUCAACCGCCGGCGGGAGGUCCUGGCUACUGAGAGAAAAGAGUGGGGAUUGCACGAGCCGGGGCAAUGUGAGAACUGCGGAACAUCCACUAAAAUCCUCUGCAAUUCAUGCAAAAUCUUCCGUUUCUGCAGCGAACCAUGUCACAAAGCCAGCCUGCAAGGACAUCUCCCCUACUGCAUCCCCUCCGUGUCCCUCCGGGAGUCCAAAUCCCUCGCCGUCAAACCACGCUGCCCUCCCUGGGUCCGAGACCAGGCUCUCUCAAAAAUCCGUCCCCUCGACAGGAACAGGACCGUAGACGUACUCUCCAGCUACACUUUCUACUUCGAUCCGCGCAACUUCACAACGUUCCGGAUGAAGCUCAGUUCUCUCACAAACACAAUUAUCAUCUUUUCCCUAGACUCAGACAUCCAGUUCGCAACCAUCGACAGCAGCUCGUCAUCCGGACGCGGAAACACAAGCUCUUCACCCCCAACAACCUCCAGCACCACUGCCCGAGAAAUCCAAUGGCUAACCCCCCAACGCCAAGAAGCCCUCUGCUACAUCCCCCCAGGGGCCUCCGAUACGCCCGCAAAGUACGUCCUCGUCAGCCCCGGAAAGGAAAUGUUCAAAUCAGCCAUCCAGAAGCGAAUUAGCGUGCGGGGCUCGAAUGGCGAAAAGGAGCAUUUUCGGUCUCUGUCAUUGCCGGAUAGUGAGCUGAUCGAGUAUGCUCAGGGCCUGCUUCUGACGGGAUACCUGGAGGAAGCGUUCAUGUACGUCAUUGAGUGGGAAUGGAAGUGA